CUUGGCCCCUCCCCUCUCAUUUCCCUUAUUAUUUUAAGCAUGAUAGAAGUCAAAUGAUGCGAACGUUCACUUUCAUUAAAGCAGCUGAAAUCAACCUGUUCUACCGGUGCACUAAGACAACAACAACAUGAUGAAGAUCAGGACGAUUGAUGAUGAGUCCAUAAAAUUGGAAUGCGGUUUCCGGUGCCUCGGUCCAAUGAUGUUCCAUCAGCGGGCCGUAGGAGACAAAAUCCACUUGAGUCAGUCCUUUUGCCAUGCAAAGAAGUCACGCAUCACCUUCAAAGAUGGCCUGUUGUUCAGCAAUCGCCCCGUGAGGGUCCAGGAGCGGAUACGGCUACGCAUCGAAGACGAGAACGACAUAUGGCACGGAUCAUUGCGAGUGGGCUUCACCAAUGUUGACCCGGAUUCCCGAUCUUUACCCCUGCCCCAUUUUGCCAUCCCUGACCUCACUAAGACCCCUGGGAACUGGGCUGCUAGCGUGGGCAAGCCGUUUUCCAGGGUAGGAACAAUCCUGGAAUUCUGGAUGUCGCGCACAGGCAGCUUGUAUGUUGCAAAUCAGAGCGGCGACCAGCGCAGACUAUUAGUCAAAGAAAUCGACGUCAACGGGCAUUUGUGGGCCAUAUUUGACAUUUAUGGAAAGACAUGCUCCAUUCUUCUCUUGGGUUCUGAAAGACGUAUGGGGCUUUUCACCAGGAAGUCAUGUCAGAUAGUCCCGCCUUUGCCCACUUUAGACACGGACUACUUGACAUCUGAUGACCUCUCCUGCAUCAACCUGCUGGUGCCAAGAGAUGGAGAAGAAGAGCCGACCUGUGUGGUGUGCAUAGCCCAGAAAUCCGACAUCACUUUGCCUUGUGGACACCACUGUUUGUGUUUCAUCUGCUCUUUCAAAGUCUAUUAUGCUUUUGGUACAUGCCCACUGUGCAGGAUGAGCAUGGGGAAGCCUUCGGUAACUUGGGUGGCUCCCACUAAGAGCAUUGACAAUCAGUGAAAGCACCUUCUUAUGUUCUAUCGCUUAACCAUAAACAAACAAAAUGCACUUUCAUUUUAAUGACUAAUGCAAUGUCUGUUGGGCUAACUGUUUACUAUUCAUUUAGUUGUUUGGUUUUUAAUUUGAAGGUGGAACUUUGCACUUUUAAUGUUCUGUAAUUAUGUAAAAAUAUGUGUUACAGUGUGUAGGGAUGGUCCAGUCCAAUCCACCGGAAGGGUAUUGAGUCCAAUUAACUGGAUCGGUAUUGGCUUCUUCUUAUUAGAACCAUUCCGAGCCAAUCCAUAAGCCUUUAUGUCAACUAUUGCAUAUUGACAGUGUUACUGAUGUAUAAAGUGCCUUUUCUAUUUAUAUACUGGAGUUGUUUGAUUCUAUUUUAAUAUUAUGCACGAAGUUGAACGUCCAUUUUACACAUUUGAAUGGUGCAGCUGAGUCUGCUUUAUAUUUUAAUAAAGCCACAGCAGUUGCAC
Messenger RNA from Syngnathus acus (greater pipefish), 1455 nucleotides. Its product is annotated as E3 ubiquitin-protein ligase NEURL3. Gene Ontology annotation, molecular function: ubiquitin protein ligase activity. The transcript has 4 exons. Bases 128 to 988 code for a protein of 286 amino acids. The record is from RefSeq and is a predicted model, not a curated record. Lineage: Eukaryota; Metazoa; Chordata; Actinopteri; Syngnathiformes; Syngnathidae.